Ostreobium quekettii is the source of this 393-nucleotide messenger RNA. The record is from the annotation of a GenBank genome assembly. Lineage: Eukaryota; Viridiplantae; Chlorophyta; Ulvophyceae; Bryopsidales; Ostreobiaceae.
AUGUUCAAGAACAUGAGGAGGCAGGACUUUGGCCGCAUCCAGGCAAAACUCUUUCCAAAGUACUUCUCCCUGGCUGCUGCUGCGAUCACCAUCCUUCUCAACACCGUGCAGUUUGCCAGCCGCCCUUGGCUGCUGUAUGCUGCCCUCGCUGCUACCCUGGGCAACUGGCUGGUCAUCGAGCCCAAAGCCUCGACCAUACUGAUGGAACGCUACGAUCUGGAGAACAGCGGAGCAGACGAUGAGGCCACCAAGGACAGGAUCCAGACGCUGUACAAGACCUUCAGCAAGAUGCAUGGCAUGUCGUCGUUACUCAACCUGGUGGCAUUGUGCGGGGCUGUGGGCCAUGCAUGGUUCUUGGCCAAUGGGAUGAACCUGACCAUGCUUGCCCUGUAA